This is a messenger RNA of Nylanderia fulva, 1124 nucleotides long. NCBI's taxonomy places the organism in Eukaryota, Metazoa, Arthropoda, Insecta, Hymenoptera, Formicidae. The record is from RefSeq and is a predicted model, not a curated record.
GAACGAGAUUGUUGUACAUUGUCCAACAAGUUAUACACUGUGAGAACAAUCAUUAAAAAUGACUGAAAUAAAACACAAGGAAAUAAAGAUCACCGUGCCUUGGGGUCAUGUUGCUGCCAAAACAUAUGGCCCAUCUAAUGGAGAACCUGUCUUACUGGUGCAUGGUGUUCAAGAUAAUGCAGGAACUUUUAAUAAAUUAAUUAACUAUUUACCGAAAAAUUUUUUUUAUUAUGUAUGCAUAGAUUUACCCGGCCAUGGAUGGUCGUCAAGUUUUCCAUCUUGGCUACUAAUAGACAGUAUAGAUUAUGCACAUAUAAUACAUUACAUUUUAGAAGCGUUACAAUGGAAAACUUGUAUUUACAUAGGGCAUAGUUUGGGUGUACAAAUUGGUUUAAUAUUUAGUAUCUUUCAGCCUCAUAAUCAAAAAUUAAUUGCUAUAGACGGAUUUAUUAUAGAUUAUGAUGGAUUUGACAGUGUAACAUAUUUUAAGACUGCAUCAGCACUUUCAAUAAAAAUGGGUAAAAAUAUAGAACCAACAUCUUAUACUAAAGAAGAAAUUUUAUAUGCUUUUAAAAAUUUGAGAUUUGCUUCUUUAACUUCAGAAGCUGCUGAUGAAUUAUUUGAGCGUGCAGUUACAAAAGUAAAUGAAAAGUAUAUAUAUAAUAGAGAUAUAAGAUUAAAAAAUCAACCUUUUAUGUUUUUAUCUGCACACAUGGCAAUUGAAUUAAAUAAUAGACUUUCAGUUCCAAUAUACGUCCUUCGUCCAUCAAGUGGUGUUUUAAGUCGAUAUAAAGAUCUGUUUGAAAUAGCAAUGAACUCAAUCAAUCCUAAAACCAAAGUUGAAAUAAUUAACAUAGAUGGAAAUCAUGAUGUUCACAAUAAUUAUCCUGAAAAAGUUGCACCAUUUGUAUGUAAAAUAUUGACUAGUAGCAAUUCUAGUAAAUUAUAGAUAUAUCAUCAAUGAAUUGCUCGUCUACAAAUUUUUAAUAGGCUGAAACACGAAAAGACAAUCGAUGUUUUCUAAAAGUUAUAGUUUAAAAAAUUAUAAAAAAUUCAAACAUGAAAAAAUACCCUAAAGUUGAUCAAUAUAUAAUCUAAUAUAUAAUAUAUAUCUUAAUGUGUAA